Molecule: messenger RNA, 1772 nt
Organism: Colletotrichum navitas
Lineage: Eukaryota; Fungi; Ascomycota; Sordariomycetes; Glomerellales; Glomerellaceae
Product: beta-lactamase
Exons: 5
Coding region: 1-1731 (576 amino acids)
Source: RefSeq, a predicted model, not a curated record
AUGUCGGGACCAGCCGCCGAGCUUAUGGAGUCUGCCCCCCUCUCGGCGCCGUCCUGCCCAAGGCCAAAGCCCCGAGCACGCACCCGGCCGUCCGCGCCGCCCGUGGCGGCCUUCACGGCGUCACUCGAGGCCGAGACGGCGGCGUUCAACGGCUCCGCCGUCUCCAUCGGCGUGAAAUCGGCGCUCGAGGACGCGCCGCUGGUGGACUUCCACUUCACGCCGCGCGAGCGCGACCCGCGGGGCGCGCAGGCCGUCGACAGGCACACGGCGUACCGGCUCGCGAGUGUGUCCAAGCUGUUCCCGGUGCUGGCGGCGCUGCAGCGCGGAGACGUGAUCGGGUGGGAGGACCCGCUGACCAAGUUCAUCCCGGAGCUCAGGGACGCGCCCAAGGGGGCGCUGGACUACCACGACUGGGAGGAGAUCACCGUCGAGGCCGCGGCUACGCACAUUGGCGGCAUUUCGGGCGAAAUGACGACGGAUGGCGCAGCGUAUCCUGGAGACUGGGAGGCCAUCGGACUGCCUCCCGUCGCCGAGGAGGACAAGCCGACUUGCGGAGGUUUCUUGGGCGUCCCGGCCUGCACCAGAGAAGAGUUUUUGAACGUGAUAAGAACCAGCCGUCCGCCAAGCUAUCCCGCCUACCAGACACCCGUCUACUCGAACCUCGGCACGACUCUCGUGGGGCUCGCCGUCGAGGGGGCCACGAACAAGACGCUUGAGGAGGUGCUGCUCGGGUCCAUCCUGGGCCCCGCCGGGAUGGGCAACACGACGUACGGCAAGGUCCCUGAGAACCUAGAGACUCUGUUCAUACCCGCCGACGACACGUACUACGAACUUCCCUUGGGUGUAUUUGACCCGGCCGGCGGGAUGUACUCCACCACGGCCGACUUGCUCCGCCUCGGCGACGCCAUCCUGCAGAACAGGCUGCUGAGCCCGUCCAAGACGCGCAGGUGGCUCAAGCCGACAACGUUCACCUCGGCGCCCGGCAGCUUCGUCGGCAAGCCGUGGGAGGGCAUCGCCUCGGACAACCUGACGGCGGACGGGCGGCUCGUCGAGGUCUACACCAAGGGCGGCGACAUCAUCAGCUACCACUCCCUCCUCGUCGUGGUGCCGGAGUACGGCAUGACCAUGUCGGUGCUGGUCGCGGGGCCCGAGGUCAGCGGCGGCCUGUUCUCGUACUGCAUGCUCAAGGCGAACGAGCUGCUGCCGCCGCUCGUCAAGGCGCUCGACGAGGCGGCGCGGGACGACGCGCGGCGGGACAUGGUCGGCACGUACGCCGACGAGGCGGCCAACUCGACGCUGACCAUCGCGGCGGACGCCGGGUGGGGCCUCCGGCUGGAGGGCUGGCGCAUGCGGGGGUUCGAGGUGCUCCCGAACCUGGCGCGGUACAGCUUCCUCGGCGUCAACAACACGGACUCGCCGCCGGUGCCGGAGCCGGCGGCGAGGCUGUACCCGACGGGGCUGGAGGAGGGGAACCGGACGGCGUGGAGGGCGCUGUUCGACACGUCCUCCGCCGCGAGGCGGGACGCCAUGGACGACGUCAUGUUCUACGCCAACGCGUCCUGCUUCUCGUGGGGUUCGAUUGACCGGGCGACGUACAGCUACAAGGCGUUGGACCACUUCGAGCUCACGUACGGGGACGACGGGCGGGUCGAGAGCGUGUUGCCGAAGCCGUUCGCGCUGAGCCUGACGAGGGUCGAGGAGGAGGGGGGGGCGAUGUAUACUGAUUCUUGAUGUUUCCCUCCCCCUUAGACUUCGGUGAAGCAAUAUGUUGU